Messenger RNA from Melitaea cinxia (Glanville fritillary), 1096 nucleotides. RefSeq names its product ras-related protein Rab6 (gene Rab6). The coding region runs from base 167 to 796 and encodes 209 amino acids. NCBI's taxonomy places the organism in Eukaryota, Metazoa, Arthropoda, Insecta, Lepidoptera, Nymphalidae. Gene Ontology annotation, molecular function: GTPase activity; GTP binding. The record is from RefSeq and is a predicted model, not a curated record. The transcript is spliced from 6 exons.
CUGAGUUGGCUUUUGCGUAGCGCCGUCAGUCUGCCGUAACGUGGCGGCGCUGCGCUCGUGUGUGCCGCAGGAGUGGCCCGAACUGUCACUGUUCAUGUAGUUUUCUGUGAUAAGAAUUACUGUGAAAUUUAUAGUUAAGGCGAAGUAACUAAUUAAAACAAUCAAAAUGUCUACGUCGGGGGAAUUCGGUAAUCCUCUACGCAAGUUUAAACUCGUGUUCCUCGGUGAACAGAGUGUGGGAAAAACGUCGCUCAUCACUAGGUUCAUGUAUGACAGUUUUGACAACACUUAUCAGGCAACAAUCGGAAUAGACUUCCUCUCGAAGACCAUGUAUCUAGAAGACCGUACAGUGCGACUGCAGCUGUGGGACACAGCUGGACAGGAGCGCUUCCGCUCUCUCAUACCUUCUUACAUCCGAGACUCCACCGUUGCUGUCGUUGUUUAUGAUAUUACCAAUGCAAAUUCAUUCCACCAAACGUCGAAAUGGAUCGACGACGUCCGCACGGAGCGCGGCUCGGACGUGAUCAUAAUGCUUGUGGGCAACAAGACGGAUCUGUCGGAUAAGCGGCAGGUGUCCACCGAGGACGGCGACCGCAAGGCGAAGGAGCUCAACGUUAUGUUCAUCGAGACCAGCGCGAAGGCUGGCUACAAUGUCAAACAGUUAUUCCGACGGGUAGCUGCCGCGUUGCCCGGCAUGGACUCAGCCGAGAGCAAGCCACCAGAAGACAUGCACGAGGUGAUCCUGAGACAGGCGCCCGGGGACAGCAAGGAGCCGGACAACGGAUGCGCCUGCUAGACUACUAUACCCUAAGUCGGUCCGGUACGAAGCAACGUUCGUUACUUCUAUUACACACGUUUAAUGCUGUUAUAAAUCGUCUAAAUGUACUUUAACACUUCAAAUUUAUGUAUUUCCAAGGUGUUGUAGCGGGGUCAUUUUGACCCCGUGACUAUGUAUGAGACAACGUUGAUAAAUCUGUGCCGACCAGGUUACAUGAAAAGAAUGAUUCAAAAUUCGCACAUGAAAACGGUAAAGUUGGCAUUUUAGACGGACGUCAUACUACUGUGUUUGAUGUGUUAGUAAAAGUUCCAAAAAGUU